Messenger RNA from Dipodomys spectabilis (banner-tailed kangaroo rat), 954 nucleotides. Its product is annotated as olfactory receptor 51E1. Lineage: Eukaryota; Metazoa; Chordata; Mammalia; Rodentia; Heteromyidae. Gene Ontology annotation, cellular component: membrane. The coding region runs from base 1 to 954 and encodes 317 amino acids. Gene Ontology annotation, molecular function: olfactory receptor activity; G protein-coupled receptor activity. The transcript has a single exon. Gene Ontology annotation, biological process: G protein-coupled receptor signaling pathway. The record is from RefSeq and is a predicted model, not a curated record.
AUGAGGGGCCCCAAUGGCACUGAAUCGAGUGCAACGCAUUUCAUCCUCAUAGGCCUGCCAGGCUUGGAGGAAGCUCAGUUCUGGCUGGCCUUUCCAUUGUGCUCCCUCUAUGUCAUUGCUGUGCUGGGUAAUCUGACCAUCAUCUACGUUGUCCGGACAGAGCACAGCCUACACGAGCCCAUGUAUAUCUUUCUUUGCAUGCUUUCUGGCCUCGACAUUCUCAUCUCCACCUCAUCCAUGCCCAAAAUGAUGGCCAUCUUCUGGUUCAAUUCUACCGUCAUCCAGUUUGAUGCUUGUCUGGUACAGAUGUUUGCCAUCCAUUCCUUAUCUGGCAUGGAGUCCACUGUGCUGCUGGCCAUGGCCUUUGAUCGCUAUGUGGCCAUCUGCCAUCCUCUACGCCAUGCCACUGUGCUCACGUUGCCUCGGGUUGCCAAGAUUGGCAUGGCCGCUGUGGUCCGGGGCGCUGCCUUAAUGGCACCCCUGCCUGUCUUCAUCAAACAGCUGCCCUUCUGCCACUCCAAUACCCUGUCCCAUUCCUACUGCCUACACCAAGAUGUCAUGAAACUUGCCUGUGCUGAUAUCCGUGUCAACGUCAUCUAUGGCCUCAUUGUCAUUAUCUCUGCUAUUGGCCUGGACUCACUUCUUAUCUCUUUCUCCUAUCUGCUUAUCCUUAAGACUGUGCUGGGCUUGACACGUGAAGCCCAGGCAAAGGCAUUUGGCACAUGUGUGUCUCAUGUAUGUGCUGUGUUCAUAUUCUAUGUGCCUUUCAUCGGAUUGUCGAUGGUGCACCGUUUUAGCAAGCGACGCGACUCUCUCCUGCCUGUCAUUAUGGCCAAUAUCUAUCUGUUGGUGCCUCCAGUGCUCAACCCCAUCGUCUAUGGAGUGAAGACCAAGGAGAUCCGGCAGCGCAUCCUUCGUCUUUUCCAUGUACCCACACGCACUUCAGAUACUUAG